This is a messenger RNA of Exophiala bonariae, 381 nucleotides long. RefSeq lists its product as uncharacterized. The coding region runs from base 1 to 381 and encodes 126 amino acids. The record is from RefSeq and is a predicted model, not a curated record. The transcript has a single exon. Gene Ontology annotation, cellular component: membrane. NCBI's taxonomy places the organism in Eukaryota, Fungi, Ascomycota, Eurotiomycetes, Chaetothyriales, Herpotrichiellaceae.
AUGAAGUACAUCAACCCGGUCUUGAUCCUACGCGUCCUACAAGGCGUCCUAGCAUUCAUCGCGAUGGCGCUAGGCGCGACCUCCGUGAACGCCUUCAACACAGCGAAACUCGACAUCCCUGUGCCCGCGGCACUCGCGUUCUUCACCUUCACCGCCGUCUUCACCAUGCUGCUCACCGUGCCAUACACACUCAUCACGCCGCGCUAUUUCCCCCAGCUGGCCCAUCCCAUGGCGAUGCUCAGCGCCGAGGCCACGACGUCGAUCCUCUGGCUGGGUGGGUUCGCCGCCGUCGCGGACCUGUUGCGGAAGAACGAGAUUGUCGUCGAUGCCGGACGGCCUGCCGCGCGUGGGUGUGUCGCUGUGGGGGUUUUCGAGUUGUAA